This is a messenger RNA of Daphnia magna, 2990 nucleotides long. RefSeq lists its product as uncharacterized. The record is from RefSeq and is a predicted model, not a curated record. The transcript has 5 exons. The coding region runs from base 515 to 2809 and encodes 764 amino acids. NCBI's taxonomy places the organism in Eukaryota, Metazoa, Arthropoda, Branchiopoda, Diplostraca, Daphniidae.
AUUAAAAAUAUCUAAGCGCGUCUGCUAUUCGAACCACGCUACUCUGUCAUUCUGUGUUCAAGCAAAGUUAGCCAGAAAGCAAGUUCCAAAGGAUUUCGUUUGUGUUAAUUAAAUUAAUGAAAUAUCUUUCAUAUAACUUUUUACUGCUCAAUGUGUUUAAAAGGUAUAGCUAACAAACAACUAAAAUUAUUCUCUUCCCAUCACAAUUGGUUGCGGAAAGACAUUGCAUUCAACGGAAGCUACCAACUUGGUUUGACUAGUCCAGCAGUCCAUUUCAACUGGUACGCUGUUUAACAAUCAAGGUGUUGUCUGGCUUAUAAUUAGCCUUACUCAUCAUUCGUAUUUUACUUUGGCUGUUUAUAGUGUUAGCAUCCAGUUCGAGUGUUCCACGGUGAGUCAUUGUAACUGGAACAGCUUCACCAAUCACCAUUAAGCUACCUGUUGCCACUGCCAAGGUACUGAAUUAUCUGUUCACGAGGUUUUCUCUGUUCAUAGUAGUGCCACAGAAGUAGCAAUGUCAGCUAAGCGUAAGACAAAGUUUUUUGUCGGGCGUAGACAAAGAGCUCGUAGGAUCAGGGAAAAUAUUGAUGAACAAAUUGCAAUGUAUGAUAACAGGGAAAAUAUUCCCGAUCAAUUGAACGUAACGUCUGAUGAAGACGAGGGAAGUAUUUCUGAUCCUGAAUUGAAUGUAACAUCCGUUGAAGAUGGGGGAAAUACUUUACCAAUUGAUUCCGUUAAUUUCAUGGGAACGGUCCGUGAUAAUCAUGACGUGGCGAGAGGGGAAAAUUUUGACGAUCUAUCAAUUAGAUCACAUUCUAGUGACGAAGAUGUUCUUGGUAAUGUGUCUACGGUGGAUAACGACAGCAUUUGGGAUCUCGAUCCAGAUGAGGAAGCUAGCGAGGAACUACAUAACUUAGAUACUGAUGAUCGGGAAGAUGUAAAUGAUUGGAAUUUGGACCUUGAAUGUUUUGAUGAGAAAUUAAGUGUGAUAGAACGGCAGCAAAUUUUUAGAAAAAGGAUUGCUCAUUGGGCUGUGGAGUCCAAUAUUUCCAGAGAUAGUGUUAAUAAGCUUUUGGCUGUCUUUCGUACCGACCCAAAUCUGUCUUUUCUCCCCAAGACCUACAAAACACUUUUAGGUACACCACGUAAAGUUAACACAAUUGAAGUUAGUCCAGGGCGGUAUUUUGAAUUUAAUCUACUUGGUGGUAUAAUAGCCUCUUUAGACAAAUUAAUUGCUUCUGUUCAAUCAUACGAAGCUGGCGUUAAACUUUUUGUUGGAUGUGAUGGAAUGCCGGCCAGUAAAAGCACCAAUAGCCAAUUUUGGCCAAUUCUUGGCCUCCUAAAAUUGGAAGGUGCUCAGCCGUUUGAAAUUGGCUUUUAUCAUGGUCAAUCGAAGCCUGAUCAUGCUAAUAGUUAUCUUAACCAUUUUCACACUGAGAUUGCUUACUUAAUUGAAAAUGGUUUCGAUUACAAGGGCCAUCACGUAAAAAUUGAGAUUGGUGGAUUCUGUUGUGAUGCGCCCGCUCUUAGUUUCAUCAAAUGUGUAAAGCCAUGUGGGUCGUACAAUUGCUGCAUGAAAUGUGAAACUGAAGGAGAAUAUGUCUAUAACGAUUGUGGAAGAGGUGGGAGGGUAACUUACCCAGAAGUAGAUGCGUUACUUAGAACAGACGAGUCCUAUCGGAAUCGUGAACAGAGCUUGCAUCAUGUGGGACUAUCCAUUUUAGAAAAUUUGGCAAUUGAUAUGAUUGAAGCUUUUUUUCUUGAUCCGAUGCAUCUUGUUUAUUUAGGAUGUAUGAAAAAACUUCUUCAUAUAUGGGUAAAUGAGAGAAGAAGCAUGAAAAUCAAAAUGUCUUCCAACCUCAUUAACGAAAUAUCUCGCUUGCUAGUUUCUAUCGAAGAACUAAUUCCAGUAGAAUUCUGUAGGAAAACCAGAACAUUAGACGAACUGUCGCGUUUCAAGGCAACGGAAUUCCGGUUACUGUUGUUAUAUGUAUUACCUCUAAUCUUAAAAAACAGGCUCCCAGAUGUAGUGUAUAAUCAUUUCUUACUACUUCAUGUUGCCAUUCGCAUUUUGUCUUGUGAAAGCAGUGUGCAAAGUGAAGAAAACAUCGAGUACGCUAAUGUUCUUUUGGUUAAUUUUAUAAAUCAGAGUCCAGCAAUUUAUGGGGACAAAUUCAUUACUUAUAAUGUUCAUAAUCUUUGUCAUUUGUCGGAGGAAUGUCGCCGAUUGGGCGCUCUUGAAAAUUUCAGUUGUUUUCUUUUCGAAAAUCACCUGGGUAAACUUAAGAAUUUGGUGAAAAAAAGUGCCAAGCCUUUGGAACAGCUUGUGAAUCGGAUAAUGGAAGCACGCAAUAAUCCCUCUGUUGAACGUACUCUACUACGGAAUCCUGAUUUAAUUAAGCUCAUUGAUGAGCACUUCAAAGGUCCGAUGCUUCCAAGGUUGCAUGGGAUGCAAUACGAGAAAGCAUAUUUUCAUAAAUUAAGACUAAGCACAAGAAGCCCCAAUAAUUGCGUCGUCAUACAAGAUGACACCGUUGUCUUGAUUAAAAAUUUCGUGAAACUAACAAAUGGGGAAACUGUGAUUCUCGGAAACAAAUUCUUGGUGUACGAAAAUUUUCUCGAUUUCAACGGGUUGGAUUCAAAAACCGUUGGAACACAAAUUGUUGACACAUUGUCAACAGAUCUUGAGUUUUGGCCACUAAAUUCAAUUUGUUUUAAAGCUAUUAAACUUCCGAUCAUUCAUAAAGCUCCUCCCACUUCAAGUUUUGGCAUUGUAAGACUGAUGAAUUUUGAUGUAAACAUUCAGUAAUUCAUCGAAUCAGGUUGAGCAGUUCUAUUUACAUCCUAACAUGAUGUAGUGUUUGCUGCUGUUGCCUAUUAUAUCAACCAUCGCUUGGGGGAUGCGCGGAAGAAUUCCAGCUGUUAUUUCACAUCACAUUUUGUUAAAAAAUUUUCUUCUGUGUUUUCAAUACAGUAAUAAUUAAAACAUA